GUUCAGCUCAGUCUCAUCUCACUCUCUCUUUUUCAUGAUUAGCUGCUUCCUCCUACAACACAGUCUGACAAAGUGAAAAGAUGGUGAGUGUCUUGAGCAGCGCUCAGAUGCCGCCGUUACACUGAUGUCAGCGACAAACGAAGCAGGGCCUCCGUCGCUAGCUGUGACUUGACGGUGAUGAUCGAUUAUUUCCAGAGAUGUAGCCGAGGCUGCACACCUCCGUUACUUGGAAACCCACAGAAAAAUAUCUGCGGAAAGUUUUUCUCUUCGGAUGGAAGAAGUUUUGAGACAAAGCGAUUGCCACGGGGCUGUUUUCUCCCCUGUUUCGAGCAGACCCAACAUUCAGAAUCUACAGUCAGAUGGAAAUGCCACCUUUUCAAAAACACCACAUAACAACAACAGGCAACUUUCCGGUUUCUGUGACUAAUUCACAAAGUGAACUGAGAUGGAACCUUAUAAUUUCAGUCACAUCACGUCUUUGGCAGGUAAGCACCAGUGUGUUAUUGUAUGUUUUUCUGCCUGUAGUGAUAAUGGAGGAAGCCAGGCUCUGAGUGACGCAAUGUCUUGGGGGGAGUUCAUCGAGCUCCGUGACCUGAAGCCGGGCAGAGAGCAGAUAGAGCUGACCGGCACACAUUCGCCCUGCUCGCCUCCACGCCUGGAGAGAGCCAACGCCUUGAGGAUCAGCCCGGGGAAGGUCCCAGACCUGCUGAGCCGGGUGGGCAUCAUCAGAGUCCUGAGCAGCACCCAGGACCCACAGCUCACUGAGGAGAAGGGAGAGGGACACAACUUCCAGCCCUGCAGCCACGCUCAGCCCACGUGGUGUGACCUGUGUGGAGACUUCAUCUGGGGCCUGUACAAGCAGAGCCUGCGGUGUGUCAAUUGUAGAUUCACAUGUCACUACCGCUGUCGUGCCCUGAUCCGGCUGGACUGCAGCUGGGAUCGAAGCUCUGCGGCUGACCACACAUGUGUUGUGGAGCACGCCAUAGAAACAGACACCAAUGUGGAUGAACAAAUUGAAUUGGGAAAGCAGGAGUUGACCAGUGUAGAUAUUCAGCAGAAGGUGAAGGAAUACAACGCUCAAAUCAACAGCAAUCUGUUCAUGAACAUUAACAAGGAUGGUUCUUACACUGGCUUCAUAAAGGUGCAGUUCAAGUUGGUGCGACCCGUGUCAGUUCCACCUCCAAAGAAAGGAGGUCACGAUGCUGGAGGGAGGAGGGCUAGCGGAGUGAAGCGCCGCACGUCUUUCUACCUGCCAAAGGAUGCAUCCAAGCACCUACACAUAAGCUCACGCACCUCUGCUCGCGAGGUCAUCGAGGCUCUGUUGAAAAAGUUUACAGUGGUGGACAAUCCUGGCAAGUUUGCUCUGUUUGAGCGCAGCGAGCGCCAUGACCAGGUUUACGUUCGCAAGCUGUCCGAUGAUGAGCGUCCGCUCCGUCUGCGUCUGUGUGCUGGGCCCAAUGAGAAAGUCCUCAGUUUUGUUCUGAAAGAGAAUGAAACUGGAGAAGUCAACUGGCAUGCCUUCUCCAUGCCCGAGUUAAAGAACUUCAUACGCAUUCUGCAGCGUGAAGAGGAGGAACACGUCAAGCAGAUAGUGCAGCGGUACGCUCUGGCCCGCACUCAGAUGCAGGAGGCUCUGGCUGGCUCGACCCCCGGCUGAGGCGACUCUGUGCUUGGGGUUAAAACGUGCACCUCUUGGCUGGACAAUCACCUGAAGAUGACCAGACAUCGCUGCAUCCAAAGAUCCCAGAGAACAUAACUCGAAAACGCCUCUUUGGUGAACGAGAGAGUGAGACAGGGCGCAAGACAAUGAGAGAGAGAGAGCUAGCGCGAAUGUGCGUGUGAAAUGAUGCGAGAGAUGAGAAGUGCCUUACACCUGGAGAGUCUGAUGUGCCUGAGAGAAUGAGUUGAGAGAAGUGAAGACUGGCAGAUGAGACUGUGGUUGUAUCCAGAAAUAUCUGUUGUUAUUGGUUACCAUCUAAAAAACAACCGAUGUGUCACUUUAACUUUUAAUGUCAGUGAUGUUUUGGCAUUUUUAGGUUUAAAAAAAAAUCCCAUGUGUUGAUUAAGCAUUUGUAGAUGCAGUGCUGAAGUCAAGCCCUAUGUUGUAACUGAGCAGAUAAUCACAUGUCUGGAAGUUAAAUUCCUUUUCUUUUUCACAAUCAUGACAUUACUGCCAAGUUUAGAUAAACUCAAUCUGGUCCUUAAACAACCUACCAUAAAAACCAUACUUCUUAACCUGAUUUUGGCCUUUAUCCUGUUAGAAAGUUAAAUACACGUUUGUUGCUGAAAGGUAUCUGGAUUUUCAUUUGACCCAGGCUCAAAAGUCUGCCACGUCCUCUCGACACCCCUGAUGGGUGCAACUCAAUUUUUUUUAUUUUACUGUCAAUUUGUGAGCUUGACUGAUGUAUGGACAUUUGUAUGCAGUUAUGAAUGUCAGAGAGCAGUGUCGAAGUCACUCUGGUUGACUGGAAUCUUGAAUGAAUAUUGGUAUACAUGUGUUUCACUGGAAGCCCUUUGUCAUUCCUUAUAUCUUUGUUUUUACUGUCCUCUUAAAAGAAAAUGUUUGUCUUCUGUUUUUCAAUUCACUUUAAUUGUAUCUGUCUAUGCACAAAUUUACAUGUUGUAGCAACCUUCAAAAUGUUGUGAUAAAUGUGCACUGCAUUCAGUAAAGAAUUUCCUCAUUCUA
Molecule: messenger RNA, 2686 nt
Organism: Siniperca chuatsi (mandarin fish)
Lineage: Eukaryota; Metazoa; Chordata; Actinopteri; Centrarchiformes; Sinipercidae
Product: ras association domain-containing protein 1-like
Exons: 7
Coding region: 446-1657 (403 amino acids)
Biological process (GO): Ras protein signal transduction
Cellular component (GO): nucleus; microtubule cytoskeleton
Source: RefSeq, a predicted model, not a curated record